CUCCUCCGACGCCGUUCUUUCCACCGAGGUGACUGUCCAGGGCAGUCAGAGAAGCGCAGUCAACGACUGCACUGCGUUCAGCUCCUCUCAGUAAUUGAAAUUUGAUAAAAAUUUUUCCCCCUCCUCCCGCUCCCAAUCAGCGCUAUCAAUCAGUCGAUAAGUGACUCUAUCGAGGGUUCAUCGAUACUCGUGUGACAUAACGUCAAUAAUCACCUCGGGAAUAGUUCAAAGUUCUUGUGGUGUGGAGACUCUACGUUUUAUUAUUUAUUAUUUUAGCGAGAACUCAAGUGUGUGGAGAAAUUUAAUUAUCAUUUAACUGUGAUUGUAGUAAAUAAAUAAAUAAACUGUGGUGAGAGAAAUUUCAAUGUCUGACCCCUUAAGGCAGUGGACUCGGUAACUCGAUUAAUCACGGGCUAAUUAAUCACGCCCACAUUACUGGACCAGUGAAUUAAUUAUUCAAAUUAGAAAGGAACCGGAGGAGACACGAUUCAACGGCCACUGGAGAGAGAAACGUUUUAUUCGAUCGGGGUGAGGUGAAUUGGAUGCUCCCUUCCAGUGGUAAUGACAGUCGGCAUUAAUUGAAUCAAAUGCGGUGGUAGGUGCUCUCGGAUAGAAUGUUCCACGGCAGUGGAAGUGGUGGGUACGGAGCGGGCACCGACUACCAGACACAGCAAUCCCAGCAGCAACAACAACAGCACAAUCAGCAACUCCAAGCGCCUGUUUACGUGCCGUCCUCGAGACCGGCUCUUCCAACAGCAGCCACGGCACAGUAUCACUCAUUUCCUGGCUCAGCAUCGCCCGCAUGGGAGAAAACGGCAUCCUGGCAGCAUGGAGUCGACGGUUACACCCACCACGCCCUGGCGGGCCACACGGGUGGUUCACCAGCGGGAAUGGGGGCGCACGGAGCCCACGGACAUCCCCAUCCAUCCCACCCUCACACAGGCCACCCUCACGCCACCCUAGCGAGUCCAUUCUACGCGCAAAACGUCGCGAUGAUGUCCUCCCGGUGGCCUUACGAAUCCGCUGGCUUUCAGCGCGCCUCACCAUAUGAUACGGCGAUGGAUUUUCAGUUUGCCGAGGGGAGAGAGUGUGUUAAUUGUGGGGCUAUUUCUACCCCACUAUGGAGAAGAGACGGUACUGGUCACUAUUUGUGUAAUGCCUGUGGACUCUAUCACAAGAUGAAUGGAAUGAAUAGGCCGCUGAUAAAACCAUCCAAACGCCUCAUCUCCGAAUUCCAGACGGCGACAAGACGAUUGGGUCUGUGCUGUACUAAUUGUGGUACCCGUACAACGACUCUCUGGAGGCGUAACAAUGAGGGUGAACCGGUGUGCAAUGCAUGCGGCCUUUACUUCAAAUUGCACGGGGUAAAUCGUCCACUGGCGAUGCGAAAGGAUGGAAUACAAACGCGCAAGAGAAAGCCCAAGAAAACACCUGAACCAAAUGCACCAAGAACCAGUGGAAAUGAUCACGAGACGUCGACGUCGACCACAUCCUCCCCGUCGAACGACUUGAAAAGCAGUCAACAACAGCCCCAGCAUCACCAGAUAGAGUCAACAAAAUCCUCAUCAUCAGUAUCAACCGACCGCCCAGUUUACCUGGGUCACACAUCACUACUGGCAACUGGAGGAGUGCCAGCAGUGAAAACUGAGCCACGAAGUUGCGACGGAAUAGUUGGACAGCCAUACUCAUCGUACUACCAGCAUCCCCAUCAACUCGAUCCACCGACAAGUGACCAUCAACAGCAAAAUUAUUACCAAACCCAAGAAACUUCGUACCAUCAUCAACAUCACGUAGCAACAGCUGCAAAACUUCUCGCGUCAUCCUAGAAAAUCCACUUCCUCCCUCCUCCUCCCUCUCUCCUGUUCCCCCCCCCCCCCAUGACCACUCGAUAAUUGAUAAUUAACCGAGAUUUAAAGUUUUCUCCCUAAUCGUUAGUUAAAUCUUCAGUGUUCUGUUGAAGGAGUACUUUAUGUGUGAUACCUAAGUUAUUUAUGCACACGCGAUAUAUUGCUAUGGAUGCGUCUGACUAGAUUGUUUUUUUUUACAUUCUUUUUUAUGUUUUCUCUGUAAAUAUUGAAGGAAUAAUUCAAUGUGGUAGAUAUUAAUCACUGAUAAUUACUAGAUUAAUCAGCAAUUGGAAGAAAAAAAAAUGCACCUGUAAAUAAUACUUCAGACUUAUCACUUGAUUCUACUCUAUUCCGAUGAAUUUGGUUUAAGAAUUAUUAAUUAUAAUAAUCGUAAAUUGUGCCGUAGGAAUUACAAAGAGUCUCUCCAUUUUUUUUUCGUGUACUUAACGUAAUAAAGAAAAUCGUUACAAACGA
This is a messenger RNA of Diachasmimorpha longicaudata, 2321 nucleotides long. RefSeq names its product GATA-binding factor A-like. Gene Ontology annotation, biological process: negative regulation of transcription by RNA polymerase II; positive regulation of transcription by RNA polymerase II; cell fate commitment. The coding region runs from base 615 to 1826 and encodes 403 amino acids. The transcript has 6 exons. NCBI's taxonomy places the organism in Eukaryota, Metazoa, Arthropoda, Insecta, Hymenoptera, Braconidae. Gene Ontology annotation, molecular function: RNA polymerase II cis-regulatory region sequence-specific DNA binding; DNA-binding transcription factor activity, RNA polymerase II-specific; zinc ion binding. The record is from RefSeq and is a predicted model, not a curated record.